CCCCGCCCCUCGCGGGGAGCGCCGGGAGCUGUAGUCGCGCCGCCGCGGAGCUCCCGGGCUGCGAGGCCGCCUGCGGCGCGGAGGGGCCGGGUCGGGCGGAACGCGCCGCUCUCGGUGCGGGCUCGUCUCGGAGCGCUCGGCCCCGCUCGCUGCCGGGGCGGCGAUGGAGGCGCCGUGGCGGCAGGGCGGCCGGGGCCGGGGCCGCGCCAGGCCCGGGGCCGAGAUGGCUGGGGCGGCCGCCCGGCCCCCGCCCGCCCGGGACCGCGGCGAGGGGGGCGGCGAAUCAAAUUCACAGAAGAAAUUUGAUGAAAUUAAGAAGGCUAAUCAGGCUGCAGCAAAAAAGCUAGUUGAAGACCAAUUUAGCUCCUCCUCCUCUGAUGAUGAUGAUGAUGAAGAUGAAGUUAAACAAGGAAAGAUUUUGGCAAAAACAUUUACCAUUUACGCCAGUCAAACCGAUGGAGGUGCAAGUGAACUGGAACGUACAAGACAGUACAUGAAUGAAGCUUUUCAGUCAGGGGCUAUGACAUGUCUGAUCUGCAUUGCUUCAGUUAAAAGGAACCAAGCUGUCUGGAGCUGUUGUGGAUGCUUCUGUAUAUUUCACCUGGUGUGUAUCCAGAAGUGGGCCAAGGACAGUCUUUUCCUUGUGUCUUCUCCCUUGACAGAUGAAGAUUUUGGGAAGAAAGAUUAUCCCUGGCCAUGUCCAAAAUGUAGGUUUGAAUACAAACGGUCUGAAACUCCCAGUAAGUAUUACUGUUACUGUGGAAAAGUGGAGAAUCCACCGCUGGACCCAUGGCUGGUACCUCACUCCUGUGGUCAGAUAUGUGAGAAGGAAUUCAAACCUUCUUGUGGUCAUAAAUGUUUGCUGCUUUGUCAUCCAGGGCCCUGUCCGCCUUGCCCAAAGAUGGUUCAAACCACCUGUCACUGUAAGAAGGCUAAGCCAGUAGCCCGAAGGUGCAGUGCCAAGGAAUGGUCGUGCUGUCUGCCGUGUGGACGAAUGUUGCUGUGUGGACAACACAGCUGUGAGAAUCCCUGUCAUGCAGGAGAUUGUCAGCCUUGUCCCCGAGUCAGUAAACAACGAUGCAUCUGUGGAAGGCAGACAGCAGAAAGACUUUGUGCAAGUCCUCAGUGGCAGUGUGAUCAGAUGUGUGGAAAACCUUUGUCUUGUGGUAAUCAUGUAUGUGAACAAGUUUGUCAUGCUGGUCUCUGUGGAGACUGUCCUCGUUCUGGGAAAAGGUCCUGUCCAUGUGAAAAAACAAAGUUUAUAUUGCCUUGUACAGAAGAUGUGCCCACUUGUGGUGAUAGUUGUGACAAAGUUCUGGAAUGUGGCAUUCAUAAAUGUUCACAGCGCUGUCAUCGGGGUCCCUGUGAAAUAUGCAGACAGGAAGUUGAAAAACAGUGUCGCUGUGGAAAGCACACUAAACGCAUGCCAUGUCAUAAGCCAUAUCUGUGUGAAACAAAGUGUACUAAAAUUCGUGAUUGCCAGAAGCACCAGUGUAGGAGAAAGUGCUGUCCUGGAAACUGUCCACCUUGUGAUCAAGUCUGUGGGCGGACUCUAGGCUGCAGAAAUCACAAAUGUCCUUCAGGCUGCCAUAGAGGUAGUUGUAAUCCGUGUCCAGAGACUGUAGAUGUGAAAUGUAAUUGUGGAAAAACUGUCAUUAAAGUGCCCUGUGGCAGAGAGCGUACCAUCAAACCUCCCAAAUGUAAACAGCUGUGCAGUCGACCACCUACCUGUCACCACUCUACCCAGGAGAAACACUAUUGUCACUUUGGUCGGUGUCCUCCAUGCCAUCAGUCUUGCCAGAAAAUGUUAACGUGUGGCCAUUUGUGCCCCGUUCCCUGCCACGAUGAAGCACUUGUGAAGCAAACUGGCUUACAUCAGUCUGCAGGUCCUUGGGAACAGCCAUCUGAGCCAGCUUUUAUUCAAACUGCAUUGCCGUGCCCUCCCUGUGAGGUUCCUAUACCAGUGGAGUGUCUUGGGCAACAUGAGGUUUGUCCAUUACCAUGUCACUCUGCAAGUCCUUAUUCAUGUAAAAGAUCUUGUGGACGUCUUCUUGAUUGUCAGAAUCACACCUGUAUGAAAGAAUGUCAUCACGUUACGAAAUUGAACACUAGUGCAAAUGGAAAGAAGGCAGGUCCAGAAUGUUCGCAGUGUGAAGAGGAGUGUACCAAGCCCCGGCCACCUGGCUGUCCUCACCGAUGUGUUUUGCCCUGUCAUCCUGGGGAUUGCCCGUCAUGUCUCCAGAUGCUUAAAAUAAAGUGUCACUGCAAACUAUCAGUACUGUAUAUUGAAUGCUUAAAACUAACAUGUGCUGAUUUAAAAGAAAAGGAGCUUCUUAUUUCCUGCAAAAAUCAGUGUCCAAAAGAGUUGCCUUGUGGUCACAGGUGUAAGGAGAUUUGCCAUUCAGGUAGCUGCCCUCUGAACUGCAGCCAGAAGGUUAAACUCCGAUGUCUCUGUAAGAGAUUGAAAAAGGAAAUACAGUGCAGCAAGAUACAAGAAGGCCAAGUUUUGCUGGAAUGCAAUGCGUUAUGCAAGGAAAUGAAACGGAAAGAAUCUGAGAUAAAAGAGGCAGAAGCCAAAGCUGCUAUUGAAGAAGAGAAACGAAGACAACAGGCUGAACUGGAAGCUUUUGAAAACAGAUUAAAGGGGCGAAGAAAGAAUAAGAGAAGAAAGGAUGAAGUAGAGGUUGAACAACCAUCAUGGCAGAAAUACAAGAACCUCAUUAUGCUGCCAGUGUUUGGAGUUGCUGUUGUGAUGGUUGCAUGGCUCAUGGUCUACAAUGACUAAAACAACUCAAUGUUUAAUAUACCUCAGUUGGGCUUUAGGUAGCUGUUAUUCCUAGAAUGUUAGUCUGUGUGUAACAGAACUUAAUACGCAUAGGUUAGGUAGGUAUACUACUUACCAAGAAAAGUGCAGAGGAGGAAAGAAGUGUCACCUUUUGUGUUACUACGUUCACAGCACAAAACUGAAUUCAGACACUGAAAGUCAGAGUAGGUUUUAGUCUAUACUGAAGUGCUGAUGUAGUUCAUCUUGCUGAGAUUCGUUAACAUCUCUUCUAUCAAUAUAUUGUGUUACUUUUCCUUGUCUCAUUAAUAUUAAAAAUAGUUUAGUAUAAAAUACUUUAUUGAAUAUUUGUUUCCUGUAAAAUCAGUUUAGUGGUUUAUUGAAGAUUAGCAUUCUUAUGCUAGUCUUUAUGUUGUCUUACACAAUAAUUCCUGUCCUUCAUGUCAGUUUUAGUUAUAACAACUAAUGGGAAAGUUCAGAUCACUUAGGAUUGAAUAUUCUGGGGCCUUAUGUCAGAAUUUUGUUCAGAGAAAGGAAAUGUGAACUCUCUUUCAAGUCAACUGUAUCACAAACAAUAAAAUGAGCCCCUUUACAGACUAUGGGGUUUGCUUUUUGAUUGCUUCCCUUCCCUCCCCUGCUUGUUUCCUCAAAAUCAGCUGAGUUGAAAAGUUCGUUUACUGGACAGAUGCAUAUGCUGAACAUGGAUGUGAAGUAGUUUAAGGGUGCAGGGAUGUGUUCUCAUUGCUGCCCCUAUCACCAACAGCAGAAAAGCAGUUUGGUAAUUGAAGUUCAAUGUAGAGCAUCACUUGAUUUGCAUAGAUACAUGUCACAUUUGAAUAUCUGCAAAGGUGUGCAAACACGUAAUUGAAUAGUGUAACAAUACAGUUACAUGUUAUUCUGAAGCCAUCUGGAUGGUGCUUGCUAAUCAUGUAUAAACUAUAGCUAAUCUUUUAAACGUUCAAAUAUUUCCUUGCUGACAACUUAGAAUACCUUGCUUUUGGGAUAUCAGUGUUGGUUUGUAGAACUGAAAAGUUUACUUAGCUUUAAGAUCAUUAGAGAAGCUACACUGUCUCAGCUGAGGGGCUGCAAGUUAGAUUUGUGGUUGGGGGAAUCAGAAAAAUGUUAAACCUCUGGAAAUUUUAUGCUGAUAUUUGACCAUUGUGGGUAACUAAAAAGUGCUUGCAGUAUCCUGUGAAAGAUAGGUACAAAGCCAAAGGGCAUUAGGUUGCCCUUGUAACUCAGGCAUAGAAUUUCACCACAAACGCUACAAAAGCAGUGGGACCGCUUUUGUGAAUUAGCAGAGAAGAUUACAGUUUGUUUGAAAGCUCUUCUAGCUGAUUGCGGCCAGCUUGUAAAGGGACCCAGUAUUAAUCUGAGCUGAUAUCCAAUUGUAAUUCUAGUUCACUGGCAGUAAAAAACCCAGAAGAGCUGGAAAAGUAGGUUUUAGAUUGCAUGGAUUGAGAAAAUCAGGGGAAAAUCACUUUCUUUGCAGUUUUCCACCUAAGUUUCAUGAAAGAGAAGAGAGGUAGGAAAAUACUGGAAAUAUUUAGCAUGUAUUGGUGCUAUUUGAUAGUAUUAUAUGGGGGUUUAAUUGAUUUUUAAAAAUCAGUCAAUUUCUGUCAUGAUGUGUCAGGUCAUUAGUAUGUAAAGUUUAGAAUUAAUUACUAUUUUGCACUAGGCAAUCAUAGUUGCAUCUCUGUUGAAUUCUCUUAUUUUCUAAUCUAAGGAAUAAACUGUUUUCCGUACUGUUACUUUCACUGUUUUCUAUAAUAUUAAUGCCUGGAAGAUAAUUCCAUGUGUAAGUAUUGUUUCUUUAACCAAGUAAGAUGAUGCUAUUACAUGAUGCUGAUACCAGUAACUCUCCUGUCACUGAGAGAAAAAGUUUUGUUCAGCUGAAAUAAAGUGUGAUGUAUUGUCCCAGAAAACACUUUUAUAACUGAGAUAUGCAGAUCAACAUGAGAUCAUUGUGGAAACAGCUUUUAUCUUACAUGACUACAACUAAUUUUUCUUUUUAUUGCUAGCUUUCUCUUUAAAACAAGUACAGUGUAGUUUUGCCUUGCCUGUAUGGCAAAGAGAAGAAAAUUCUCUGUACAGAGCUAUAAAAUGAACAGCACUUGAGUUAUAUGUUUGAUGUAGUUCUUAGUGUUCUUUUUUGUGUGUUUUGCAGCAUGUGUGCAGUAUUGGAGGGGAAAAGACUUGUUUCUCAUUGAUCAUCUUUAUUAUACUAAGAAAGCACACCAAUUUAAAAAUCCAUUACAUUCAUACAAAUGUGUGUAUGAGUAGGCAUAUUCCCCUUCUUAAAGGCUUUGUAUCUCCUGAAACUCGCAUAUGCAAGAUAUACCUAUUCUGGAAAUUGUAUUUAAAAUAGUUCUGUAUAUCUUAGCCAACCAUCUGAGUAAUUUGCUGUCUGUUGGUCUGCCUACUGAAUCAGAUAUUUGUUUCUUGGCAUAAAAAAGUGUGGGGGUUCCAGCAACCCGCAGUUUAACAAAUCACUGUUUUCUGUUUGGUUUUAAAAAUUAUUUUUACAGUUAAUUUUUUGCCCUUUUUUGGUUGCAGCUGCAUAUGGCAAGCAUGACAAACUUUGAUGUAAAAGGUCUAGAUAAAAAUCACCUGUUAGUAUACAUGAAAGAUGGUAAUUCUAGAAAGGAAAUCUUGAACUUAAGAUAGGGUUUUUUCAGUAUUUUAAAUGUAAAGUACUGUUAAAUAAUUUAAUGAGCAGAUAUUUUGAAUAAGUUUAUUUUAAAAAGGAUAUUGAUGAGUACAUAUACAACCAAAUUAUAUAAUCUGAUCUGCUGUUUAAGGGAAAUUUUAGAGAGAUAAGCCUGAUCAUGAGGAUAUUUAGCAUGCAGAAUAUGUGUAACGUGUAAAUGAAAGAACUUGAGGAGGCUUUUCCCAAUUCUGAAUGCAUUCUGGUGAGCAUUCAUCUUUCCACUGAACUAAGGUACUUACAAGAUGUCAAUAUAUUUUAGAUCAGAAGCUCCUUGGACAAGUUUGUUCCCUGUAACAACAACAAAGCUAUUGUGUCUGUUAAUUUAAUGUACAAACCAUGUCAGACAAUAAAUGCAUCAAAACUGACUUGAAAAAUUGUUUGUUCUCAAGGACCAGUGUAGUAAAGCAGCAAACUUCUCCUCAGUAAUGAUAACUGACAUGAUGCAGCAGAAGUUUUAGGUGUGCUUUUUGUUCCCCUCUUUGGUAGAGAUAGCUCUUACUGCUCUGAUUAAUGCUGGAAUUAUGUAAUCACGUUCCUUCGUGUUACUGCUCUGACAAAAUUAUUAGAAUGGGUCGGGGAAAUAGGUUCGGAUGAAACAAGUGGGAAUGACAGACAUUUUUUUUUUUUUUGCCUCAUAUGGGGAAAUAUAGUUGAUUUGUUAGAUAUUUGUCCUUAACUACUAGAGAAAGAAAUGUCACUAUGCAGUUAGCACCAAAAUUUCUUCCUAAAAGCUUUUGUGCUUGAUUGUGGCUUUAAAGCACUGAACUCUGAGUUUAUAAUCUUGGUAGUUCUGGCUCCAAAGUGUAUUUGCUAUGUGCCAGCUUUUCUAGGAGUGAUGAGCUCGUGUGUUGUGGAGUCAGAGCACAGAGAUGCUUGACCUGAAGAAUGUUCCUGUGCCAGGCAGUGGAAGUUUGAAGUGUAUGGCAGCCACUCUCUCGUGUGGGCUUUUGAGUGGAGUGUGCUUGCAUGGACAAUCCGUGAGUGGACCUGUCCACAAUUUUAUUUAGUUCAGAUAUCUCUCUUCUGCUUUGAUUUUAUUCCAUUACCUGUUGUUAUCUGUAGGCACUCAAGUCGCUCUUUUUUCUUCCUUUGUGAAUAUAAAUUUGUAUUUGUGUCUGCCCUUCUAGUUCAAUUAAAUCAAUCAAUCUCUCUAAGGGAUUAUAAAAUACUGUAGUGGUCUGUAUUUACUAGGAAGGGAAACACAAGGUAAAAAUGAGAGAAAAAAUCAAAUUAAGUCAAAUUAGCUAUAAUGAGACAUACUUGCUUCUUUCCACUAAUGGUUACAUGCUAAUGAAUUAUUUGGACUCUGCAUUAAAAUGUUUAUCUGCUGUGCUACCAGAAAACAAGUUCCUGGCAUGGAAAGCGCAUCAAUAUGAGCUCCAGGAUAUAUUAAAGUCAGUAAUAAGGCAGACCAAAUGGCAGCUGUCUAGAAAUAAGCCAUACUCUGAGGGCACUGUGGUUUAAUUCAACUGAGUAUUAUUUAAUCUAAAUAAUUGUUUCUCAUGCAGAUUUCCAUAAAAAUACCAACAAAACCAGGAUAGACUUGGGCUUUCUCUGUGCGUGGAACGCUGUGGCUAAAUCUUGCAGUUGUGACACUGCAAUUGGAAUGGCUCCCUACUUGAGAAAAUUAUGAGAUGAGGAGUCAGAAUUGAUUUGGUGUUUGGAAUUUGCAGUACUCCUGCUGAAGAGACAUUCUCUGUCCAAGUCUAAGUGGGCUUUGCAGUCUGAGCCAUAUAUUGCACCUCUUAGAUUUCAGUUUUCAUUUGUUCUUAGUGUAAUUUUUGACAGUGCUAACUAAUCUCUGUAAAAUAUGUAAUAAGCAAUGAAUUGUGGUUUGAUUUCUCUUUUUAUCAGCAUUGCAGCACGAUGUGUUGUUUUAGAUGAAGUAAUUUGAAAGUUUUUGCAUAAAUGAUCUGCUUCUGUCUCCUUCCAUGCUUUUCCUAUAAUUUGUGCAAUUGUUUUCAAAACAAAACCACUGCUUUCCUCUAAAGGGGACUUAGCUGGCUGAAAAAUAAAAUGCAGAACUGAAUUCCCAUGAGCAGGAUUUAUGUUCCGUGGCACUCCAGAAGAAGAGAGUGCCCAGCCCUGCCCCAUAAAGUUUGCACACAAACAAAAAGUGGCAGGUUUUAAAAGCCAGUGUAGAGGUAGUCAUCAUGUGGGAAGAGUCUUGCCACUAUGUCGGUAACGUGUGUCUGAAGGCCAUACCAGAAGUAUGGAAACAGAGAUAAUUGGAGAAAGAGCUGGAAAAGAAACUUACAAGAAGUGUUUGUAUCAGGCAUACAUCAGUUUUAUAUGAGAGCUAUCAUCCUUGCUGAUAGACAAGCUAGGUCACCAGGGAGAGAAAACAUGUUCAUGUUGAGAGGGUUGUACACGUUUUUGGGGUGUUAGUUCUGACUGCCACUUUGAUAGCAUGUGAGGAGCUCUGACACACGCACAAUAAAACGUAGAAGCCUUUCUGUCACGGAACUCAGUCGCGGUGCCGGUGACAGCUACCUGUGGCUCCUGGAAGGGCACAGAACUGCUGGUAACACCCGCUUCUGCCCAUAUUUUGUCCUGUUGACUUUAUCAUUCCUGGACAGCCCUUUGUAAGCAUCGUUAUGUACAUAGACCCAGGCUU
Molecule: messenger RNA, 8109 nt
Organism: Cuculus canorus (common cuckoo)
Lineage: Eukaryota; Metazoa; Chordata; Aves; Cuculiformes; Cuculidae
Gene: NFXL1
Product: nuclear transcription factor, X-box binding like 1
Exons: 22
Coding region: 164-2785 (873 amino acids)
Biological process (GO): regulation of DNA-templated transcription
Cellular component (GO): nucleus
Molecular function (GO): zinc ion binding; DNA-binding transcription factor activity, RNA polymerase II-specific; RNA polymerase II transcription regulatory region sequence-specific DNA binding
Source: RefSeq, a predicted model, not a curated record